This is a messenger RNA of Electrophorus electricus (electric eel), 2422 nucleotides long. Lineage: Eukaryota; Metazoa; Chordata; Actinopteri; Gymnotiformes; Gymnotidae. The record is from RefSeq and is a predicted model, not a curated record.
UAAACUCCUGAGCCUUGUAUGAAAUAUAACCCAGAGGCUACAUGCAGUGCUACAUUCACACAGAUCCAGAGGUGCCGGGGGGCCUGGUCUGGCGCUUACCCAGUCUGCUGUGCACCCUUUUGGGCAUGGAGAUUCAGCAAGGGUCCUUAAGAAGCUGUUCUGGCUCUUUAGGGAGUGGAGCAUGCCGCAUGCGAAUAGAGAGGAGCUGAGAACAGCAGCAUGUGUGCUCACGGAGUGCAGGGUUCGAGCAGUGCCUGUGGGUGCCUCCAGAGAGCCUUGUCUCCGCGAGCGUGCUCACAUCACUGAUGCCGUCCUAAAUCUGCCGGAGGACGUGCACAGCAUCAAGAACGCUCUGAUUACGGUCAAAAAGCAAACUUGACGGUGGCGUCUCCGCUCUCUCUGGAGCCAGGCUAGACAGUGAAGAGGCUAGCGAGGAGAUUCGUACCACCGCUGCACCUCGGGAUAAACUAGUCCAUCCAUUAGCACCUUGUCAAGACCUCUGCGCCCCUCAGCAGAGUGGCGGGCAGUACCCCUCCAACAUCACCCCCUCAGAGAACCAGGAGCCCAGUGUACUGCAAAGCGCCCCAAACACCACGGCAGACGGCUGUGCUUCGCGAGAGGGACAGCCGAGCCCACACAGCCCAGAGGGGAUGUGCAACGAAAGCGUGGUUGUGUCACAAACAGGAAAAGGCAAAAGUGGGUAGAGGAAGACAUUCGGAAACGACAAAUGAUACCCAGGGACCCUCACACAGGCAGGAGAGGACGAUGGAGGUGGGGAGAGGGUAUAAGCUGGAGCACACUUGGUUUACCGGACCCGUCCAGCACGUCCUCCAGCGCCCCACUGCACCUUGCAAAGCUCGUCACCUGUAAAGUGGCGGACGGCCUCGGCUCUCUCACGGUGUCCGGAUCAGAGGAGCUUGCGAGUGUCCUCGGGAUUGAGAUUUCCAGCAGCACCACGCAUCCCUUCCCACUUACCGUAGCUUUGCCUUUUCGGCUGUGCCGCCACAGCCGCUACCGUGAGGCCACAGUGAAGGUAGUAGACCGAGAGCAGCAGGUCAGCUAUGUUACACCAGCCGCCACGGAGGGCAUCUAUGGGGUUCACAGGGGUUCUUUUGUAGUGGUGCGGGUGCACACUCUGGGUGUGUUUGCGGUGGUCUUUCGUUUGCAGAAGGAGAUAUUGACCAUCCCAAAGAGAGGUCUGUCUCUCGGUCUUCGCAUGGACCCCACAAUAGGCUUGGACUACCUACGUGGAUCUUUCACCACAUCAGUGGUCGCCCAAGUUAAGGUGUAGCCAGUAGCCACAACACUCCUUUCCACGCUGAAGUGCAGGAAUGAGUCGUACCUGUCCAUCAACACCAGCCCCCUACCUUACCUGAGUCACCCUUCAACCCUAAACCCGAGACAGCCUUUGACCCUACCUCUGCCCCCUAACCCUAGGAGGGCAGGCGAGGAGGGUGCCCACCUGACGCCCAUCACCCUCUCGCCCCAUCGGGUCAGGGUUUGGAGUGCUUCACUGAAGUCAUCCAAAGAGUUGGCUAAAGAGCAGCUGGCUGUACUGCGUUGGAGAGAUGAGCAGUGGAAUGUACUAGAUAAAGUCAGCGUGAGGAACCUGCAAAAUAGCCUGGUCUCAUUUGAGGUCAUGGAGAACUAUGAGCGUUUGGUAGUCCUUCAUCUGCUCUCCUCCACAAGACCUCCCUACUUGUCUCUCUUUGCUAAAGAGCUGGAGGAGUCAGUGAAGAUGCGUGAGGUUACCGUAGUCCUCCAUAUGAGGCGACAGGACCCAGGCAAGGUGGUGCUGGCAAGGCUGCAGGAUGCAGAAGUCCAGGCCCAGGGUUACUGCGGGCCUCCUGAGCCCUCUCCCGGAAUCUCCAUGAGGGAGGGGGAGCAGCUGCUGCUCAGAUUCAGUGGGAACACAACCAGCACAGGAGACCAGGACAGAGUGCCUCACACCAUCACGUUUCACAACCAGAGGAGAAACACUCUCUAUCUCCAGCUAGAAGAGCUGGACCCCUUUGGAAACUACAGCUCACCUCAUUAUAAAGGCACAGCCGUCCUAUUCAGGGUCCCCAGACAUCAGCUCGUGUGGAGAGGAGACAGAGCAGUCAUAUCUGAAGAUUACAGCUCGGAGGAACCUGUCUGCAAGCUGUCGCUCACUCUUCCAAAGCUGUCUGAGGAGGACGCCGCCCUGCUGGCCACGCAUCUCCGCCUGCACCGCUCGGCCGUCCAGCUGGCGUGCCUCCGCCCGGACAGCCUCGCCCUGCAGGCCUUCCACGUGCUGGCCGCCUGGCGCUGGACCCUGCCCUCCUCUGUGGCGAAGCGGCCCUUACUCGCCCGCAGCCUGGGGCGCAGAGGAGAGGUGUGGGAGAGCCGCUGGGCACGACUGAGGAGCCCCGUUUCAGAACAAGGCGCCGUGACAAGAUGA